Molecule: messenger RNA, 984 nt
Organism: Cylindrotheca closterium
Lineage: Eukaryota; Bacillariophyta; Bacillariophyceae; Bacillariales; Bacillariaceae
Source: the annotation of a GenBank genome assembly
AUGCGCCUUUCACCUAUUGAAACGACCACCAAAGCUCUCUCGCCUUUAGUGUCGAACUCACUUCGUGCCUCUGCCAUUGGAUGGGCAGCGGCAGGCUUGGAGACUGGUGUGAAUACUGCUGGAGUUUGCGAGUCGGUUUUCGGUUUCGCUCGUGACCCAUCAAUCGGGGUGGAUGAUUUUGAUCUGGAUUUUUCCGGUGCCUACGUUGCGACAUCUUCCUACUUGGAAUUUGUAGAUGUUUCUGUUUUGCUAUUGCUCGCAUCCACAGCAAUUUUGAGUUCCGAAAAUAUGCGCCGACUCUGGAUGGGUGCUUCCAUCAAACAUGUUGCAGGGUUAGCAGUGUUUGCUUUGGGCAUUGCCAACGGAUACGAGGGCGGACCAAUGUUGCCAAUCUAUCUGGGUUUGGAGGCAUUGACUAUUGCUGCUUUGUUUGCAAGAUUCCAAGAAGAAAAAGACGAGCCUACUUUUGAAGACAUUGUUCCGUCAUCUUUGGAAGACUUCGCUAGCGUUUUGGACGCAAGCCGUAUAUCUUCUGGUAGCCUCGUCGAAAGCUUUUAUCGGCUAGGAUUCUUCUCUGCAUUGCUUGUGGGUGCGUCUUUUGCCUUCAGUCCGGUUUCUCCCAUUGCUCCUGUUGAUGUUGGCGAGACUCUCUGUUCAAAGGUUUUGAGAGCCCAAUAUGGCAUUUCGAUAGCAUUUCUUUUGACGCCGAUUUCAAUUUUGCAGGCAGAGGCGGUAGCAUCUGGUUCCUUGGGGACCCUUGGCUCUCGAGUCCUCAAUGUUGCUUAUGGUGCCUUGACUGGGGCUUCCGCGUAUUUCACUCUCGCUAAUCGAGGUGAACAAGUAGCAAAAGCCGAUGUUCAGGCAUAUGAAUCUGCCUUUCGUUGGGAAACCAAUACUCUUUUCGCCGGUGGACUGGCGGCCAUUUUUGUUCUCUUCUACAUGUUUCAAGCUUUCUUUCCUGCCGGAGAAGGAGAAGAAGCUUAA